Molecule: messenger RNA, 1225 nt
Organism: Protopterus annectens (West African lungfish)
Lineage: Eukaryota; Metazoa; Chordata; Ceratodontiformes; Protopteridae
Product: rab15 effector protein-like
Exons: 1
Coding region: 512-1225 (237 amino acids)
Biological process (GO): receptor recycling
Source: RefSeq, a predicted model, not a curated record
CUGACUCAGAGGUUGAACUUAAGAAAACUUCAGUCUAUAUCAACAAAAUAAUAUGUUUGGUAAAGUAAUAAAUACGUCCUAAUGCAGGGAACAGUAAGGAAGACUAAGAGCUAUACUGAAUUUCCACAAUUCAGGAAGGAAGAACAAUCGCUACAGCUUUGGUUUAUGGUGUACUUAGAUUUGCAAACGUGAGUCAGGAAGAAAGUUUGAACUUUCCAACAAGUGGCCAGGUCAUGCUAACGUGUCAUGGGAAGCUGUCACUGAGCCAUUUAUUACAAAAAAGGAUUAGCAGGCAGUGUACAGAAAGAAAAUUGCGUCUUCUACAAUUCAAUAAGCAAAUAAAGACAUUCUACUGAAUUGCAUGCUACUAAUGGCAAUAUACUAUCUUCAACUACAGUGGAUUUUAGUAAAUUCACUGUUUUAAAAUUUUAAUGAAAAAUAUGGGCCUUAUUUCUUCCUGGAACUAAGUGGUUGCCUGUAUGCUAUGCCAGUACAUUUGUAGUCUUAUAAGAUGGGGCAAAACCAGGUUCUGCUGUCUGAUUCAGAUGACAAAUUUGACAGAGUAUGUGACAUUUUUACACAAGCUGUGCUGCAUUCCUGCCAAAAGGUAAAGACCUACUUAGGCUUUGUGGACCCAGAACAAAAGUUGUACGUUCGUACAAGGACUCUGAAUGAAAUAUUCUUAAUGGAUUUUAUAAACUACUGCAAAGAGAAAGGUGCAGAUGACUGGAUUUCCACUUGCAAAAUGACAAAGCAGCAGGAGAUGUUGAUGGGUGUUGACUGGAUCUGGAAUUUGACUGGAUCAGGGAAGAACACGAACAUCCAGAUAGCAGUGCAGACGGUGCAACUCAGUGAAUGCUACAGGAUGACAGAAAUGGAUGAAGACCCCUAUGAGAAAAUCCUGGAAAAAUCAGUUGCAGACCUGGAUAACAGGAAUAAAACAAAGCAUGACAAACUGCUGGAGUUCUGUUCUUCCAUCGGUCAGAACUGCAUGGGACUUUGUAUCAUUUAUGGAGUUCCAGGAAAGCCAAAAGAGAUUAGAGGCAUCAUGAUGCAACACCUAAAACAUUUAAAAGGCAAAACGCGGUGCAUUCGAGAAGAUACCCUCCUACAAUACAUGAAAACAGUAGAUUAUUUCAUAACAACAAGGGAAAUGAUGGAAAAAUAUCUGUUUAAGAAAAGGUCUUCACAGAAUGAUGAUCGAGUGUAUGUUAAUUUUCUCUGA